UUGAUCCUACAUAUAUGACAUGAUCCCUGGGCACGUGUGAAUCAGUAACAGGCUCAUAUCCAAGCCACAGACAAAUCGCAAACAAAUAAAUACUCACUGAUGAUUUAGCAGACUUCUCAAACUUUCAUUACUGAAGCCUGCAAGGUUUACAGAAUUAGAAAAUAGUGAGAAAGGAUAGAGAUCAGUAUUAGGGAGUCAUAGUGCAAUAUUGUAUAGCUGCUGGGUCCUACAUAAGCUGUCUACUUUUAAAAAUAUGCCUUUUGUUCCUAGGAAUAGACGAUGGUUUUUUUGGAAUAAGCAGCCUAGGUAAUGGGGAAGAAUGGCUGCUUCCUCUCUUCUUCUUUGGUUUCUUCUACCCUUGGUGGAGUAGUAGAAGAGGACAAGAAUGCCAAUAGAGCAAAACAAAAGGCAUCUGUUUCGUCUUUCCCUCUUAGUUGUCUCCUUAUAACUCUUGCUUUUGUCCUUCGUUUGGACCUCCAACUGUGGGGUGGUUGAAGAAUGACAUGCUGUUCUUGAUCCUUGAGGUUGUCUACUUCAAAUCAUGACACAGAGUAUGAGCAUGUCCUUGCUUUUAGCUUUAUGCCAACCUUUGUGUUCCAUUUAGUAAGACACCAUCCUGGUGAAUAGCAUGGUUCAGAUCCCACUGAAGAUGAACGAAAAGGAUUUCAAAUUCAAGCUAUAAAUAUGCUAUCUGCAGAGAGCAACUCACGGCAUAAUAGGCACUCUCGCAAUGAUUCUUCCAUAAAGCACAAAAGUGGCUAUGAACCUUCAGACACAGAGACCGAGUGGCAUGAAAGCCCUUGGAACGAUGGAGUAUUAACAUCAGAGAGGACUCGUCUUCCUAAAGAUCCUGGUAGGAAUGGCCAAGUUGGUAUUAGGAGGCAAAACAUAUCCCCUAACCGCGCAAGAGAUUAUAAUGUUGAGAAAACUUCAAACUUGAGGUACAGUCGUACACCUCCCCGAGUAACAGAACAAAGGCGCCAACCUUCUUCACAUGUGUCUGGAAAGAAUGAAUCACGUAAGAAGAAUAGCCGGACGCCUCCCAGAUUUCGUUCCUCUAUGGAAAGCUUUAGUAAAUCAUCAAUCAAGGCAAGGUUUUCGCGCAAUCGAUCAGUUUCUACACCAAAACUACGGCCACAAGAGAAGGAACUACCUGCUAGAGCUCCUGCAUUUCCUGGCACUAAUUCUGUCUCAACAUAUCCAGCCAAAGAAGCUGUUGACAAUAUAGAAGAAGAUUCGCAUGCAGAAAAUUGUUCCCGGGAGAUCAACUCAGAAAAUUGUUCCCGGGAGAUCAAUGAGUUGAUCGCAAAUGGCAAGUUGCCUAAUUCCAGAUAUAAUGAGUAUGCAUUUACAAGCACAGAGUCGAUACCUACAGGUGACAUCUUCUUCUCCCGCGAUUGUAGGGCACCACUAGAGAAAACAUCAACAAAGCAUAGCAAUAUUGACGAAUCACUUACCAUGCAUCCAAAUGCCCAUGCUGAGAAUGGAGGUGUUACUCAAGAAAAUAGCAGUAAUUUAGGCCAGCUGUCACAAUUUGUUUCAGCCCAGACAGGUCUAUCGCGUACAACUACAAAAUCCAGCUAUGCUACUGGCCGCCAUUCCCAAAUAAGCAGCACUACCACUUUGAGUAGCCCGUAUAGUGGUGGCAGAUUAAGUGGAGAGAGUGGAAAGUUUAGUGAUUUCACUGGGAAACUAGUUGGAGGCGUCGUGAAAUUCACAUCUAGCAAAGUGCAAAAUGAUGCUUGGCUUCCAUGCAUGACCGGCAAGGCAUGCCGGAAGCCAAGAACGCCAAACAACAAAACAAAAGAUGAAUCUGAAUCAAGUUUCAUUCAGAAGGCACUUGUUGUUGAGAAGAUUAGACUUUUGUGGGCUGAUAAACAUCGUCCACGUAAUUUAAAUGGAUUUACUUGCCACAGGGAGCAAGUUCAGCAGCUUAAACAAUUGGUCUCCACGGAGUUUUGCCCACACAUCAUUUUCAAAGGACCUCCAGGAUCAGGAAAGAGGUCUUUGUGCAGAGCUGUCCUCACUGAGAUAUUUGGUGAUUCCUCUCUGAAUGUCUCUCACUAUUUGAAGAGCUGCAAUGGGCAGGGAUCUUCAUCUGUGCCCAUUCUUGUGCCAGUGUCAUCAAGCAAUCACCAUGUGGAACUCAACAUGAGGUCUCAAUCCAAGAACGCUAGAUACGCUUUGAUGACUCUAGCAAAUGAAAUGUCAGAUAAGCGUAAAAUCACUGAACCAGUUUUGAGAAAGAACUUUAAAGUAAUUGUUCUCUAUGAUGUUGAUAAAGUCAGCGAGAAUAAUCAGCGGUUGAUAAAAUGGAUACUUGAUUCCUCCUCUGAUGCUUGCAAGAUAAUAAUGACUUGCCAGGAUGAAUCUAAUCUCAUAGAUUCUAUAAAGAGUCGUUGCAAGCUUAUUACAAUUGGUGUGCCCAGUACACGUGAGAUUGUGGAUGUCCUUACUUAUAUAUCAAAAAGAGAGAGUUUUGAUCUUCCUUCAAGUUUUGCUACUACCAUUGCAAGUCAAUCCAGACAGAACUUGAGGGAGGCCAUACUGGCGUUGGAGGCAUGUAAAGCCAACAAUUAUCCCUUCAUUGAUGGACAAGCUAUACCACUUGGAUGGGAGGAGGUUCUGGAGGAACUUUCCGCAGAAAUUUUGGAUGAUCCUGCUCCCAAAAGGUUAUUCUUGGCACGAGGCAAGCUCCAGAAGCUCCUGGUGGAAUUUGUACCUCCUAAGCUAAUACUCCAGAAGCUUGUAGAACUCUUCCUGAAGGGGAUUCAGACUAGUGUGAAGAGGGAGGUCUACUACUGGCAUGCCUACUAUGAUAAGCGGUUGCCAGUCGGUGCAAGUGCUCUGCUGAAAUUGGAAGAGUUUGUUGCCAAGUUCAUGAGCAUCCACCGCAAGAGCUUGUCAGUCAGCUCACAAUGAGUCCAAGAUUCCGGAGAUGGCGCGGUGAAAAUGUGAAAAGGACGGAACAACCAAACGCAAGCACGUCCGAAUGUGGUUCAGCUGUGUCGAAAUCCUGUCUGUGUUAUCACCUAUCGGUCAUUGACUCAUGGUGCGUCUUUUUCUGGUUCCAUGGUACUAUGGUCGUACGUCCUGUCUGUGUUGUGCAGUUGGUAUAUGGUGCAUACCCUUUUCUUUUCUUUUUUCUUUUUUGCCUCCGCAUAGCCACGUGCAUCAUACUAUGAAUAUGGACAUCGAAUAAGUGCCUAUACCUUCUCUAGUGGCAACGCGUUGUUGCAAACAUAUGCUCGGGAGACAUAAUACGUAAUUUGUUGUUGUAUUGCGAAA
This is a messenger RNA of Setaria italica (foxtail millet), 3288 nucleotides long. RefSeq names its product replication factor C subunit 3. The transcript has 13 exons. Gene Ontology annotation, molecular function: DNA binding; DNA clamp loader activity. The record is from RefSeq and is a predicted model, not a curated record. NCBI's taxonomy places the organism in Eukaryota, Viridiplantae, Streptophyta, Magnoliopsida, Poales, Poaceae. Gene Ontology annotation, cellular component: DNA replication factor C complex; nucleus. The coding region runs from base 685 to 2922 and encodes 745 amino acids. Gene Ontology annotation, biological process: DNA repair; DNA-templated DNA replication.